This is a messenger RNA of Cydia splendana, 2163 nucleotides long. Its product is annotated as cytochrome P450 4C1-like. Gene Ontology annotation, molecular function: iron ion binding; heme binding; monooxygenase activity. The record is from RefSeq and is a predicted model, not a curated record. Bases 70 to 1581 code for a protein of 503 amino acids. NCBI's taxonomy places the organism in Eukaryota, Metazoa, Arthropoda, Insecta, Lepidoptera, Tortricidae. The transcript has 10 exons.
UGUUGUGACACUUUGUGCAGUUUUUUUAACUUUAGAUUAGAUUUGAAACCAAUUAUAAUUUUAUAAAAAAUGACGUGGUUACUUAUACUGCUGGGAUUAUGGAUUUGGUGGAUGUCUGGAUAUAAACAUAGGAAAAAACUGAGACAAAUAGCUGAAGAGCUGCCUACAACUAUUCCAGCGUUACCGCUGGUAGGACAAGCGUACAUAUAUUUUGGGAAUGAUGAAGACAGAAUGAAUGCCCUCCAAAAGCUUGGACGAGAUGCAAUACAACAGGGCGGGACCAUAGCAUAUUGGAUGGGCCCAGAGUUGACCAUCGGCGUCGCUGACCCUGUGGUAGCAGACUUGCUUCUAAAAAAUUGCCUGUCAAAAGAUGAAAACAUGAUGCGCAUCGUACGCACUUUCACUGCUAAUGGAAGCAUUACCGCUCCAGUGCACCUUUGGCGGCCGCGCCGUAAAAUCCUGUCACCGAUCUUCAGCCUGAAAAACCUGCACGCCUUCGUUGAAGUAUUCGUGAAACAGAGUGCCACAAUGGUGGAGCUUCUACGCCCUAUGGCGGGGGCCGGGGAUUUCUCCAUUUGGAAUUACAUGGCUACGUACACUUUCGACUCUGUGGCAGAAACCAAUUUAGGCAUAAAGUUGAACUCACAGAAGAAUAGGGACCACCCGUUCCUGGGGGCAUUCGAUAGAUGUGGCAGUUUUUUAGGCGAACGACUGGUUUCACCCUGGCUUCAUCCAAAUUUCAUCUAUUACAUGCUGCCAAGUUGGAGACAGUGUAAAAGUUGCGUUAGCUUGAUUGACAAUUUUUUAAGUGAGACUAUUACAGAAAAAAGAAAAGCCUUAAACAGAUUACGUGAAAAGAAAGAAAGUGAUGCCACAUCACCAAAGAUGAUACGAACCUUAGUGGAGUUAUUAAUGGAUACACCAGAACAAGAAAAGAAGUUUAAUGACAAAGAGCUUCUAGAAGAAUCAAAGGUGAUCAUAGGUGCAGGCACUGACACAUCAGCCAUUGGAGCGUGCUACAUUUUGCUCAUGCUCGCACGCCAUCCCAAAGUUCAAGAAGCUGUUUAUAAGGAGCUGCAUGAAAUAUUCGGUGAUUCGGAUAGAAAGGUGACUGUGGAGGAUUUAUCUCGUCUCAAAUACUUGGAACUUGUCAUCAAGGAAUCUUUGCGAAUGUAUCCCCCUGUGCCAGCGAUUGUGAGAGAGGUCAUCGACGACAUUACGUUGCCGAACGGAACGACCCUCACGAAAGGUGUGAGUAUAGCGAUGUACAUCUUUGCCGUGAACCGGAACCCUCACUAUUGGGGAGACGACGCAGACAGUUUCCGACCUGAGCGAUUCCUUGAACCCCUGAAACAUCCGGCCCAGUUCAUACCUUUUAGCUGGGGCAUGAGAAACUGUAUAGGGUACCAGUACGCAAUGCUCUCCUUGAAGACGGUCAUAUCCACCGUCCUGAGAAGCUACCAAGUGCUGCCUCCUUCGGACCUGGAUCCAGCCCACUAUGAGGACCCAAUAAGGGUUAGAUUCAACAUUAUGAUGAAAGAUGUGGACAAUUUUAUGGUGCGCUUGAAGGAAAGAGCUUGAAUGCGAAGCUUAGCAUGGUCACAUUCUAUACAGUCAUUCGACGAGGGGUGAGGGGGGGGGAAGGUCGCGCGCACCCGAGCUGCAUACAUCGCUGUCAUCGCCAUUGUUAGUAGCUCGGUACAUGUCAAAGGCCGUCGGACCACUAUUACUUUUUACACUGUGGCAUGGUUAUGGUUGUCUUGUUUCUGAAAUGUAUUAUAUUUAUCAAAUACAACUUUUUAUUUUAAAUUGUGAAUCCUGAAAUAAUAUAAAAAAUAGCCUCAAACUUUAAUUUUACUUUUAAGAAUAAGUAGUUUUAAGAAUAGUAUGUAAAAAUGAAUAAACAUAAUUAAAAUCAAAUAAUGUAAAAUUUGUCAAUUUUGUACAAUUUACAAGUUUGUUAAUUCAUUAUAGAAUUGAUAAUAUUAACUUCAUUAACUUUUCAUUAACUUCUCUUAGGAUUGAUUUUUUUAAAUGUAAUCUGGAAGAGCGAGGUCUCCUGAUACAGGUAGUUUAUACCUAAUAGGAGGACUCGACCACUAUGUAUUUACCAACUAAGAUUGAAAUGAAAUAAAUUAUUAUCUUAUCUUUAAAAAAAAAUAA